Gigantopelta aegis is the source of this 690-nucleotide messenger RNA. Its product is annotated as extensin-2-like. The transcript has 2 exons. Lineage: Eukaryota; Metazoa; Mollusca; Gastropoda; Neomphalida; Peltospiridae. The record is from RefSeq and is a predicted model, not a curated record. Bases 1 to 690 code for a protein of 229 amino acids.
AUGGCUUUCAUCUCAAAUAUAACACCACCCCCACCUCCACCCCAUGUUUUCCGCGAACCACCUCCACCCCAUGUUUUCCGCGAACCACCUCCACCCCAUGUUUUCCGCGAACCACCUCCACUCCAUGUUUUCCGCGAACCACCUCCACUCCAUGUUUUCCGCGAACCACCUCCACCCCAUGUUUUCCGCGAACCACCUCCACUCCAUGUUUUCCGCGAACCACCUCCACCCCAUGUUUUCCGCGAACCACCUCCACUCCAUGUUUUCCGCGAACCACCUCCACCCCAUGUUUUCCGCGAACCACCUCCACUCCAUGUUUUCCGCGAACCACCUCCACCCCAUGUUUUCCGCGAACCACCUCCACCCCAUGUUUUCCGCGAACCACCUCCACUCCAUGUUUUCCGCGAACCACCUCCACCCCAUGUUUUCCGCGAACCACCUCCACCCCAUGUUUUCCGCGAACCACCUCCACCCCAUGUUUUCCGCGAACCACCUCCACUCCAUGUUUUCCGCGAACCACCUCCACCCCAUGUUUUCCGCGAACCACCUCCACUCCAUGUUUUCCGCGAACCACCUCCACUCCAUGUUUUCCGCGAACCACCUCCACCCCAUGUUUUCCGCGAACCACCUCCACCCCAUGUUUUCCGCGAACCACCUCCACCCCAUGUUUUCCGCGAACCUAUAAAAUAG